UCCGGUUGGUUGGCUGGUUGGUCGGCGAAUUGCACAUCUUGGGGCGACCGAUCGGCGGCCGGCGGGCGAAGCAACCAAGGCCCAAAAGGGAGGGAAAAAACCUUGGUUGUGUGUGUGCCGCCGCGAGCCCGUGACGGCGCCCUCCGGCACGCGAUAGGGAGGAUGCCGUACUGCGUGGUCAGCCACGGCGACCCAUCGGCGGCGGCGGCGGCGGCCGGCGAGGAGGGAGAUGUGCGGAUUUUCUACCAGAGAUACGGCCAUGGCGGCACCAAGGUGCUCCUCAUCAUCGGGUUCGCGGGGACGCACGAGUCGUGGGGCCCGCAGGUGAAGGGCCUGACGGGCGCCGUCGAGCCCGUCGACGAGGAGUCCCCCGCCGGCGACGAUGGCGCCGCCGGGGAGGGCGCCGAGGUCUGCUGCUUCGACAACCGCGGCAUUGGCCGGAGCUCCGUGCCGCCGCACAAAUCGCAGUACACCACGGUGAUCAUGGCGAAGGACGCGCUAGCAUUAAUGGAUCAUCUAGGGUGGCGGAAAGCACACGUUUUCGGUCACUCCAUGGGGUCCAUGAUAGCUUCCAAGUUGGCCGCCAUUGCGCCGGAGCGUGUCGCUUCGCUGGCGUUGCUCAACACCACCGGAGGUGGCUACCAAUGUAUCCCCAAGAUUGAUUGGCAGACCAUAUCCCUCGCAUGUCGUUUUCUAAGAGCAAGAACUCCAGAGCAGAGAGCUGGUGUUGAUCUUGAUGUUCAUUACACGAGGGAGUACCUCGAUGAAAUUGUUGGAUCAAAUACCAGAAGACAAAUGCUUUACCAGGAAUAUGUGAAAGGUUUGUCAUCAUGUGGAAUGCAAUCAAGACAUGGAUAUGAAGGACAACUGAAUGCAUGUUGGACGCAUAAGCUUACACAGAAAGAACUAGACCGGAUUCGUUCAUCAGGUUUUCUUAUUCUAGUUAUACACGGAAGGGAUGAUGUUGUAGCUCAGUUGUAUCAUGCAAGGAGACUAGCAGAGAAGCUCCAGCCUGCUGCUAAACUGGUUGAACUCCAUGGAGGCCACCUGGUGAGCCACGAAAGAACAGCUGAGGUUAAUAUGUCCCUCAUGGAGAUGAUAAAAGCAUCAAAAUCAAAUACAGAUCAGGGGGAAUGGUCAAACCUUCCUAAGAAGUCUGAUGAUCUACUUCUUGCUGGAUCAGAUAGUCGUCUUGCUAAACGAGAAUGCAACAUCAUCGUUAUAUACAAUCUACUUGGGAAGUUGCAACUCAUUUUGCUUUUCUUCUUUGGAGUAUUUUAUAUUAUUCUUGAGCAUGCUAGGAGGGUACUAAGAGUUUUGAAGCCUGUGAGAGUAUCAGCUACCAGCUUAUAGUCAAACAAGGGAUUUUUAUUUUCAAGGCUCUUUUCGACGUCUUCAGUUCCAUUUCUGAAUUUUGCAGCAGCACAGAGAUUCUCGGUAACUAAGAAUUUACUGCGGCAUAGAAAUUAGUCAGCGAAUAAUUGCAAUAUAAGGCCAUUCAUUCUUCGGGAAAGUGUGGAUUUGAAGAGUUCUGAUUUGUAUGGUAUUUGUUGUACAGGGUUAAAAUUACAGGUUGGUCCUUCUAGGAAUUGUUUGGUAAUUUAUCUCUCCUUUUAUUAAUGUGGGAGAGAAAAUUGCCUGCAAUCUAUUGAGGAUGUGUGUUGUCCAAAACAUAAAUGGAGCAUACAUUUUUGCAAUGAAAAAUUCCUUUUCCA
This is a messenger RNA of Oryza sativa Japonica Group (Japanese rice), 1715 nucleotides long. RefSeq lists its product as uncharacterized. Lineage: Eukaryota; Viridiplantae; Streptophyta; Magnoliopsida; Poales; Poaceae. The record is from RefSeq and is a predicted model, not a curated record.